UCUGUAUGAAUAGGAACACAUCAAAAUGGCUAAGAAGAGAAUAGUUAUGGCUUCUUUAUACCUUGGAACAGGACCUUUGGAACAGGAGCUGGUAGACUGCAUAGAAGAAACACUGCAAAGGUCACAGGAGGAGACUAUGGUAUCCAAUCUUAGAGUUUCUGUUCUGCUAGACUGCACAAGAGGGUCUAGAGGCAAGAAGAAUUCUCGAACUAUGCUGAUUCCACUGCUCAAGAAGUUUCCAAAUCAAGUGCGUGUUUCUUUGUAUCACACUCCAGAUCUCAGAGGAAUUCUUAAGUUCCUUCUUCCAGAGCGGUUCAAUGAGACAAUUGGGCUGCAACACAUCAAAGUCUACCUCUUCGAUAACAAUGUCAUUAUUAGUGGAGCAAAUCUGAGUGAUUCCUACUUUACGAAUCGACAGGAUCGUUAUGUUUUACUCCAUGACUGCCAUGAGAUAGCAGAUUUCUUUGAUGAACUGGUUAAUGCAGUCAGUGAUGUCUCACUUCAGUUACAGCAUAAUGACACUGCUGAUGUGAAACCAGGAAUGAUCCACCCAUUCACAGGUAGUCGAGCAGAUUUCUGUGCAGCAGCAAAGGAGAGGAUCAUGGCCGUGGUGAACGAAGCAAGAAGCAAGCAGCAGUGCAGAAUCUGUGUAAAUGGCCUGUCUGAAAGUAGUUCUGAAGAAAAGUUGCUUGUGCCCAGUGACAUUGGUAGAGCUCCAAAACACAUAGAUACAUGGAUUUACCCCAUAAUACAAAUGAGACCAUUUGAAAUAAGAAUAGAUGAGCAAGUGACUGAAACUUUAAUGGUUGAAGCUGAGAUGGAUUCUAAGAUGUACUUGACUUCAGGAUAUUUCAACCUCACUCAAGCCUAUAUGAAUCUUAUUUUGGGCACCAGUGCAGAUUACCAGAUACUGCUAGCCUCACCAGAGGUAAAUGGCUUCUUUGGUGCUAAGGGUGUAGCAGGAGCCAUUCCUUCUGCUUAUGUUUAUAUUGCCAAACAGUUUUACAGCAGAGUGUACCAGAGUGGGCUGCAAGAUAGAAUAAGACUACAUGAAUACUUCAGGAAAGGCUGGACUUUCCAUGCAAAAGGAGAUUCUGCAUUUCAAGUUUGGCAAGUGAGAGGCGUCAAAACCCUUACUAACUUACACGUUGAGAAUGUUUUUGCAUCUUUUAACUCUCUCUUGGAAAUAUGAUCUGCCCCUUACACACUUCUUUCGCUAUUUACAAAUCAGAGAUUUUGCACGCAAAAAAAUCACCCAGUUUCCUUUAUUGCGCCCUAAUUCACUGAUAGACAUUAUGUUAGAAUUAAAUCCUUUUGUUAGGGGGUUAAUUUCCAAAUUGUAUUCUCUAAAUUUUUCACUGCAUUACCCUUCGCUUUCUACCUUUAAAAACUCGUGGAGCAAGAUUUUGAUUCAGAUUUAUCAGAAGGUAACUGGAAGUCUAUUCUCUCUCGUGUACAUUCCUCAUCUGUAUGUACAAGACAUUGGUUGCUACAAUUCAAAAUGUUAUAUUUUAUCCAUCUAUCAAGGUGGAAUUAUCUAAGAUUUAUCCAAAUUUUGACCCAUCCUGUGAUAAAUGUCAUACUGCCCCAGCCUCUUGAAUUCAUAUGUACUGAUUGUGUCCUAAAUUGGCUUUGUUUUGGACAAAAAAUUUUUAGCUCACUCUCACAUAUUUUCAGUAGUUGAACCUUCUCCUAUUACAGCACUCUUUGGAGUGGAACCAAAUGGCAUUCCUCUUAUACAAAUUCAAACUUUUGCACUUGCCUUUUCAACAUUAUUGGCUAGACAUAUUAUUCUAUUAAAUUGGAAAUUGUCUACUCUGCCUUCUUUUAUUAAUUGGACAUGUGAUCUUAUGCAGAAUCUUAAACUUGAGAAAAUAAAGUGCACUAUAAGGGGCUCCGCUGAUGGAUUUUAUCAAGCUUGGCAACCUUUCUUAGAUUACUCUGAGGAACUACAGCUCUCUACUUUCAUAUGCAACCUAAUUAGGAUCAGUUUUGUAUUAUAUCAGGUGAAACUAUAUCUGACCUAUGAUUGUUGUUGACUUUCUUAUUAUCUAUUUUUUGGGGUUUUAGGAGGGUUUUUUUCUCUUUCCUUUUUCUUCCUCCUACUUUUCUUUCUUUCUCUUCCAAAUGUAAGUGUAUUGAAUUAUUGUUGCAUUGUGAACCUUUUUUUUGUGUUUGCUCAUUAUGACUGUUGUUAAAUUUUUCUUUGAAAAAUAAAGAAU
Molecule: messenger RNA, 2222 nt
Organism: Carcharodon carcharias (great white shark)
Lineage: Eukaryota; Metazoa; Chordata; Chondrichthyes; Lamniformes; Lamnidae
Product: CDP-diacylglycerol--glycerol-3-phosphate 3-phosphatidyltransferase, mitochondrial
Exons: 6
Coding region: 26-1192 (388 amino acids)
Biological process (GO): cardiolipin biosynthetic process
Cellular component (GO): mitochondrion
Molecular function (GO): CDP-diacylglycerol-glycerol-3-phosphate 3-phosphatidyltransferase activity
Source: RefSeq, a predicted model, not a curated record